CAAUACUGUUGUCAUGGAAAACGUACACAAACAAUUCCAAUGCUACGAAUAGUGUAGUGGUUUCUUUGUUUACGGCUUAUCGUACUCGUUAUUUGUAAAAAAAAUAUAUAUCUUUAUAUUAGCAAUUAAGUCGUUAAUGGCGGAUAUUAUGCUGAAAAUAUUAAUCAUUGGACCAUCCGAUAGUGGGAAGACAUCGAUAGCAAAUUUUCUCUCAGAAUCUAUUAAUGUCGAAGAAGCUGGUACCCCUAGACCGACGCAAGGAGCACGCAUCUUAGAAUUUGAGCUCCCACACAACGUUAACGAAAGGCAGCGUAAGGUUCAAAUUGAAUUGUGGGAUUGCAGCGGCGACCAUAAAUUCGAAUCAUGUUGGCCAGCUGUAAGAGUUGGCAUCCAAGGAGUUAUUCUAGUAUGUUCUGCUAACACAGUCAAUGUCGCUGGACGGGAAAUCGAACUGCUUUACAAUUACUUCGUAUCCCAGGCUAAGCUAUCAGCUAAACAAUGCGUUGUCUUCUACAACUGUUUAUAUGAUCAAGACGAUAUGGACUCGUUGAAUCUCUCUCCAACGUUUUCAAAAGUAUCCCAAGUGCCUGUUAACAUCAAAACGGGAGGGAACAGAUUAAAAAUAGACUUUUCGAACUUUAUUACAUCCGUUUUGCAAAGUAUUAAAUAAAUGAGUCCGACAUUAA
Molecule: messenger RNA, 686 nt
Organism: Danaus plexippus (monarch butterfly)
Lineage: Eukaryota; Metazoa; Arthropoda; Insecta; Lepidoptera; Nymphalidae
Product: intraflagellar transport protein 22 homolog
Exons: 4
Coding region: 137-670 (177 amino acids)
Biological process (GO): intracellular protein transport
Cellular component (GO): endomembrane system
Molecular function (GO): GTPase activity
Source: RefSeq, a predicted model, not a curated record